CGUGAGGGAGGGGGCGCUCGAGCCACGUCGUUGAAUCAAAUAACCGCUUCAAGCGCAGCUCCACUGUUUACGAAAGAGCAAGGGUGAGAACAUUAAUUACGACAGUCGCGACGUGUCUAAUAGAACCAAAUUCAGGACAACGGGACACCGGCGAGCCUUGAAUUUAUCCCGGUGGUCCCUACUAUCAUCCAAUAGCAGGAGGGUCUUCCCCCUCCAACCAUCCCAUUCAUUCAGGAUGUCCACUCCAGACCCUCCCAUUGGGGGUACCCCUCGACAGGGUCCUUCCCCAGGCCCGGGGCCCUCUCCUGGGGCAAUGCUUGGCCCCAGCCCUGGUCCUUCUCCAGGGGGGUCCUCUCACAGCAUGAUGGGGCCCAGCCCAGGGCCUCCAUCCUCAGGUCACCCCCUGCCUCAGCCUGGGCCCUCUGGAUACUCCCAGGAGAACAUGCACACUCUGCACAAACCUAGGACUGGUAUGGAGAGGACUGGUAUGGAGAGGACUGGUAUGGAGAGGACUGGUAUGGAGAGGGCUGGUAUGGAGAGAACUGGUAUGGAAAGGACUGGUAUGGAGAGAACUGGUAUGCAUGAGAAGGGCAUGAGUGAGGAGUCCCGCUUUGCCCAGAUGAAGGGCAUGCCCAUGAGACAGGGAGGGCACAGUGGCAUGGGCCCUCCUCCCAGCCCCAUGGACCAACACUCUCAAGGCUACCACUCCCCACUCGGCGGCUCUGACCACUCCAGCCCCGUCCCUUCCAACGGGCCCCCCUCUGGCCCUCUCCAACCCUCUAGCGCUGGCCCAAAUCCCUCAGACACCUCCUCCAACCCAGACUCCCAAACCCUGGGGGGCCAGAACCAGCAGCAGAACCGGCCCGGUGGGCCCCAGCAAAGUGUCUCCGGCCCUGGCCCUCAUGGCCCCAGCCCUGGCCCCACCACCCCUGGUGGCCCCGGAGGAGGCCCUACUCCUUUCAACCAGAACCAGCUUCACCAGCUGCGGGCCCAGAUCAUGGCCUAUAAGAUGCUGGCCAGGGGGCAGCCACUACCGGACCAUCUCCAGAUGGCUGUCCAGGGGAAGAGGCCCAUGGGGUGCAGCCCAGGGAUGCAGGGUCCGGGGCCAGGGCAGGGGGGACUGGGGCAGCCCAUGCCCAGCCUGGCUCCUGGAGGUCCUGGAGGUGUGGGACCAGGACCAGGAGGACCCAUGGGCCAGGGCUACAGCAGAGCUCACGGGAUGAUGGGACCCAACAUGCCCCCUCCAGGACCCUCUGGUCCAACCGGCAUGCAGGGACAGAACCCCAACGGACCCCCCAAGUCCUGGUCUGAAGGUCCGAUGGUAAACGCCGCCGCCCCCUCUAACGCCCCCCAGAAGUUGAUCCCUCCCCAGCCGACGGGCCGUCCCUCCCCCGCUCCACCCUCCAUACCCCCUGCGGCCUCCCCGGUCAUGCCCCCCCAGACCCAGUCCCCUGGGCAGCCGGUCCAGCCCUCACCCAUGGUGCCCCACCAUGCCAAGCAGAACCGCAUUACCCCCAUCCAGAAACCCCACGGACUCGACCCGGUGGAAAUACUGCAGGAGAGGGAGUACAGACUGCAGGCUCGUAUCACCCAUCGUAUAGCUGAGUUGGAGAACCUCCCUGGCUCUCUGGCUGGAGACCUGAGGACCAAGGCCACCAUCGAACUCAAGGCCCUCCAGCUGCUCAACUUCCAGAGACAGCUGCGUCAGGAGGUAGUGGUGUGUAUGCGUAGGGACACGGCUCUGGAGACAGCUCUGGAUGCGAAGGCCUACAAGAGGAGCAAGCGCCAGUCCCUACGAGAGGCUCGCAUCACAGAGAAACUGGAGAAACAGCAGAAGAUCGAACAGGAGCGUAAACGCCGACAGAAACACCAGGAGUAUCUGAGCAUUAUCCUGGCCCACGCCAAAGACUUUAAGGAGUACCACCGCUCCAUCACAGCUAAGAUCCAGAAAGCCACCAAGGCCGUGGCCACAUACCACGCCAACACAGAGCGCGAGCAGAAGAAGGAGAACGAGCGCAUCGAGAAGGAGAGGAUGAGGAGGCUGAUGGCUGAGGAUGAGGAGGGCUACCGUAAACUGAUUGACCAGAAGAAGGACAAGCGUCUGGCCUACCUGCUGCAGCAGACGGAUGAGUACGUGGCCAACCUCACUGAGUUGGUCCGGGCUCACAAGCUGGUACAGGCCCUCAAAGAGAAGAAGAAGAAGAGGAAGAAGAAGAAGAAGCUGGAGAACGCUGAGGGUCAGACUCCUGUACUGGGACCUGAUGGAGAACCUCUAGAUGAGACGUCCCAGAUGAGUGACCUACCAGUGAAGGUGAUCCACGUGGAAAGUGGUAACAUCCUGACAGGGGCGGACGCUCCUAAAGCUGGACAGCUGGACACAUGGCUGGAGAUGAACCCUGGGUACGAGGUGGCCCCUCGCUCUGACAGUGAAGACAGUGGAUCGGAAGAGGAGGAGGAGGAAGAGGAGGAGCCCCAGCCGGCAGUGCCUCCAGUAGUGGUCCUCCCAGUGUUAGUGGGGUUAGAGGAGAAGAAGAAGAAGAUCCCAGACCCAGACAGUGAAGAAGUAUCAGAGGUGGACGUACGACACAUCAUAGAGCACGCUAAACAGGAUGUGGAUGAUGAGUAUAACAGUGCGGAGGCAGCGUUCGCUCGGGGACUCCAGUCUUACUACGCUGUGGCCCAUGCUGUCACUGAGAGGGUGGAGAAACAGUCCACUAUACUCAUCAACGGACAACUGAAACAGUACCAGAUUAAAGGUCUGGAGUGGCUGGUGUCUCUCUACAACAACAAUCUGAAUGGUAUCCUGGCUGAUGAGAUGGGACUAGGAAAGACCAUCCAGACCAUCGCUCUCAUCACGUACCUGAUGGAGAACAAACGAGUCAACGGACCUUUCCUCAUCAUAGUACCGCUCUCAACCCUCUCUAACUGGGUGUAUGAGUUUGACAAGUGGGCUCCGUCUGUAGUGAAAGUCUCCUACAAGGGUUCCCCUCAGGCCAGAAGGGCCUUCAUCCCCCAGCUACGCAGCGGCAAGUUCAACGUUCUCCUCACUACCUAUGAGUACAUCAUCAAGGAUAAACAGGUCCUAGCCAAGAUCCGGUGGAAGUACAUGAUCGUGGACGAGGGCCACCGGAUGAAGAACCACCACUGUAAGCUGACCCAGGUCCUCAACACCCACUACCUGGCCCCCAGGAGAGUUCUCCUAACUGGGACACCGCUCCAGAACAAGCUGCCUGAGCUCUGGGCCCUGCUCAACUUUCUCCUGCCCACCAUCUUUAAGAGCUGCAGUACCUUUGAACAGUGGUUCAAUGCACCAUUCGCAAUGACUGGAGAGAAGGUGGAUCUAAAUGAAGAGGAGACCAUCCUGAUUAUCCGUCGCCUCCACAAGGUGCUCCGCCCCUUCCUGUUACGCAGGCUCAAGAAGGAAGUAGAGGCUCAGCUACCGGAAAAGGUGGAGUAUGUAAUAAAGUGUGAUAUGUCAGCUCUCCAGAGGGUUCUGUACAGACAUAUGCAGGCCAAGGGAGUCCUACUGACAGACGGCUCUGAGAAGGACAAGAAGGGUAAAGGAGGUACCAAGACUCUGAUGAACACCAUCAUGCAGUUGAGGAAGAUCUGUAACCAUCCCUACAUGUUCCAACAGAUAGAGGAAUCUUUCUCUGAGCAUUUAGGAUUUUCCGGGGGGAUAGUGAGUGGUCUUGACCUGUACCGAGCCUCAGGGAAGUUUGAAGUGCUGGACCGUAUCCUGCCCAAGCUGAGGGCCACCAACCACAAGGUGUUGUUGUUCUGUCAGAUGACCUCGCUCAUGACCAUCAUGGAGGACUACUUUGCCUACCGCAACUUCAAGCACCUGCGUCUGGACGGCACCACCAAAGCAGAGGACAGGGGCAUGCUGUUGAAGGCGUUUAACGACCCAGCCUCCCAGUACUUCAUCUUCCUGCUCAGUACCAGAGCCGGCGGGCUGGGCCUCAACCUGCAGUCAGCUGACACCGUGGUCAUCUUCGACUCUGACUGGAACCCUCACCAGGACCUGCAGGCCCAGGACCGUGCGCACCGCAUCGGCCAACUGAACGAGGUCCGCGUCCUGCGUCUCUGCACCGUCAACUCCGUAGAGGAGAAGAUCCUGGCGGCGGCCAAGUACAAACUCAACGUGGACCAGAAGGUCAUCCAGGCCGGCAUGUUUGACCAGAAGUCAUCGAGCCACGAGCGCCGGGCUUUCCUGCAGGCUAUCCUGGAGCACGAGGAACAGGACGAGGUCGGGGCCCCGGGCGGCGUGUGGAAGUCUGGGGGGUCUUGGGAGGAGGACGAGGUGCCAGACGAUGAGACUGUCAACCAGAUGAUUGCCAGGAGCGAGGAGGAGUUUGACCACUUCAUGCGUAUGGACCUGGACAGGAGGCGUGAGGACGCUCGGAACCCCCGCCGUAAGCCCCGUCUGAUGGAGGAGGACGAGCUGCCCACCUGGAUCAUGAAGGAUGACGCAGAGGUGGAGAGACUCACCUGUGAGGAGGAAGAGGAGAAGAUGUUCGGGAGGGGGUCCCGCCAGCGCAAGGAGGUGGACUACAGUGACUCACUCACCGAGAAGCAGUGGCUCAAGGCCAUUGAGGAAGGCACGUUAGAGGAGAUCGAGGAGGAGGUGCGUCACAAGAAGACCACCCGGAAGCGAAAGCGUGACCGCGAUGACCUCCCUGGCCCUUCCUCUUCCUCCUCGGGGGGCAGGCGGAGCCGUGACAAGGACGAGGACGGGAAGAGACAGAAGAAGAGGGGACGCCCCCCCGCAGAGAAACUCUCCCCCAACCCCCCCGCUCUCACCAAGAAGAUGAAGAAGAUAGUGGACGCUGUUAUUAAAUACAAAGACAGCAGUAAUGGUCGUCAGUUGAGUGAGGUCUUCAUCCAGCUGCCUUCGCGCAAAGAGCUGCCAGAGUACUACGAGCUCAUCCGCAAGCCUGUCGACUUCAGGAAAAUCAAGGAGAGGAUCCGUAGCCACAGAUACCGUAGUCUCGGAGACCUGGAGAGAGAUGUGAUGCUACUCUUUCAGAACGCACAGACCUUCAACCUGGAGGGAUCACUGAUCUACGAGGACUCCAUCGUGCUCCAGUCGGUGUUCACCAGUCUGAGACAGAAGAUCGAGAAGGAGGAGGACAGCGAGGGAGAGGACAGUGAGGAAGAGGAGGAGGACCUGGACGAAGGCUCCGAGUCAGAGUGUGAGUCAUCACUGAAGAAAGGAACCCGCUCAGUGAAGGUGAAGAUCCGUCUGGGACGGAGAGAGAAGAGUAGUGACCGGGGGAAGGGUAGGAGACGUCUGGGACGCACCCGAGCCAAACCUGUAGUCAGCGACGACGACACUGAAGAGGAGCAGGAGGAGGAACGCUCCCCCAGUGGCACCGAUGAAGAAUCCUAAAUGGAAACUAGCUACUUACUCCAACUCUACUUCCAUUAUUACCAGGUUUCGUUCAACUCCAUUUCAUAUCUACUUGGCACUGGGGAAUUUCACUUCAUAUUGACGCCAACUCCCUCCCUGUUAUGUAAAUUAGCACAGCUUUCAUAACAACAACUACUGGACCUGAAGCACUGCUUAGGUGUGGAAAAUAGACUAAUUAAACUACUACUAUUAAACUAAACUACUGCCUCAUACUGUUAGUCGAUCUAAACAACCUUGUUAAUGUAAUAUGUGUCAAUUACUAAAAGUGUUAUUUAUUAUGUCUGGUGUAUUUUGGGGGGGAAGUUGAGGCCAUAUACAGCGCCUUCAGUAAGUAUUCAUACUGCUUGACUUAUUCCACAUUUUGCUGUGUUACAGUCGGAAUUCAAAAAUAUAUAUUUUUUUUUGACACCCAUCUACACACAAUACCCCAUAAUGACAAAGUGAAAACAUGUUUUUAGAAAUGUUUGCAAAUCUAUUGAAAAUGAAAUAUCUAAUUUACAUGACUUGAAUCAAUACUUUGUAAAAACAUCUUUGGCAGUGAUUACAGCUGUGAGUCUUUCCGGGUAAGUCUCUAAGAUCUUUACACACCUGGAUUGUGCCACAUUUGCCUUUUAUUCUUUUCAAAAUUCUUCAAGCUCUGUCAAAGUGGUUGUUGGUCAUUGCGAGACAACCGUUUUCAGGUCUUACCAUAGAUUUUCAAGUAGAUGUAUGUCAACACUGUAACUCGGCCACUCAGGAACAUUCACUGUCUUCUUGGUAAGUAACUCCAGUGUAUAUUUGGCCAUGUGUUUUAGGUUAUUGUCCUGCUGAAAGGUGAAUUAAUCUCCCAGUAUUUGGUGGAAGGCAGACUGAACCAGGUUUUCCUCUAGGAUUUUGACUGUUGUUUCUUUUCUAUCCAGAAAAACUCCCCCAGUCCUUAACAAUUACAAUAUGUAGAGUGGUACUCGGUAAUGGAUUUGCCCCCCAAAACAUUGCAUUGCCUUUUCCACAUUUUUUGUAGUAUUACUUUAGUGCCUUGUUGCAAACGGGAUUUAGUUUUAUUCUGUACAGGCUUCCUUCUUUUCACUCUGUCAUUUAGGUUAGUAUUGUGUAGUAACUACAAUGUUGUUGAUCCAUCCUCAGUUUUCUCCUAUCACAGCCAUUAAACUCUGUAACUGUUUUAAAAUCACCAUUGGCCUCAUGGUGAAAUCCCUGAGCAGUUUCCUUCUUCUCCGGCAACUGAGUUAGGAAGGACGCCUGUAUCUUUGUAUCGACUGGGUGUAUUGAUACCCCAUCCAAAGUGUAAUUAAUAACAUCACCAUGCUCAAAGGGAUAUUCAAAGUCUUGCUUUUAAUUAUUUUUUUUUCUUUUACCCAUCUACCAAUAGGUGCCAUUCUUUGUGAGGCAUUGAAAACCUCCCUGGUCUUUGUGGUUGAAUCUGUGUUUGAAAUUCACUGCUCGACUGAGGGACCUUACAAUUAUCUGGAUGUGUGGGGUACAGAGAGGAGGUAGUUAUUCAAAAAUCAUGUUAAACACUAUUAUUGAACAAAGAGUGAGUCCAUGCAACUUAUUAUGUGACUUGUUAAGCACAUUUUACUCAUGAACGUAUGUAUGGUUGCCAUAACAAAGGGGCUGAAUAUUUAUAGAAUCAAGACAUUUCAGAUUUUAAUUUCUUAUUAAUAAAAAAUAAAUAAUCCACUUUGACAUUAUGGGGUAUUGUGUGUAGAUCAGUGACACAAAAUCAAUUUGAAUUCCGGCUGUCACAACCAAAUGUGGAAUCAAGGGGCGUGAAUUCUUUCUGAAGACACUGUAUGUGUGUGUUAAUCUUCUAUUUUGACAGAGGCCUUCUGUUAGAAUUGCCACCGUUUCUUUCUGUGGUGGUUCUAGGAAUCUGUGUACAUUUGAGCAAGGCUCCGUCCUAAACUGACUUGAGUUGAAAUGGAAUUGACCCCAAGCUAAAACUGACAUACAGUACCUGUCCAUGUAUUAUUCCAUAACUCGCCCAGUAACUGCACCAGAGAUGCUGCUUACAGUAGUUAUUACUAUACUAUUACUAUCCACUCUGUUAUUACUGAUGAUUGUAUAACAAUUCAUUAAGAGGCAAAUCCUAACUUCCAUUUAGGUCAAGUUUUCACUUAGUCUCACUUAGGCCUGGAUUCAAUCCAGAAGCGUGGAUGAUCCUCGUCAUAGCGCACUUGACAUUUAAAGGUCAUUCCCGAUUGAGCCUACAUAGGCAGCAUUUACCGUGAAUGCGGUCUCUGCCAACGCGGAAAUGUUGCCUUUCAAAGGUGCAUAGCCGGAAAGGGCCAAUCGAAUGAAAUGUAUCCCAAAGUCUCCCAGUGACGUCGCUGCUGACCAGGUGAACAUUAUAUUUAAAUGGACGUUAGGUUUGCCCCUAAGUAUUAAUAAUACAUUAAGUUAUGUAGCAGUACGUGAAAUUUCAAAUGCUUCUAUUUGGAUGUUGUGCUGCUUUCCUAGCGUAGCUAAACAAAAUGUCAAACUGUUUUUUGCACAUUUUCUUCCAUGUUUGUUGUUUUUAAGAUGACGGACCAGAGGGACAGUAGUUCUUCUCUGUAUUCAUGUACGGCUCAUGGCGGUACGGUGUUAGAUAUCUAUGGUUAUGUCAUUCUAGAGAUGCAUGUAUACACUGAGUGUACAAAGCAUUAGGACCACCUUCCUAAUAUUGGGUUGCGUCUCCUGUUGCCCUCAGAACAGUUUCAAUUCGUCGGGGCAUGGACUCUAUACGGUGUUGAAUGCAUUCUACAGGGAUGCUGGCCCUUGUUGACAGGGAUGCUGGCCCAAUGCUUCCCACAGCUGUGUCAAGUUGGCUGGAUGUCCUGUGGAUGGUGGACCAUUCUUGAUACAUAUGGGAAACUGUUGAGCGUGAAAAACCCAGCAGCGUUGCAGUUCUUGACACACUCAAACCGGUGCACCUGGCACUUACUACCAUACCCCGUUCAAAGGCACUUAAAUAUUUUGUCUUGCCCAUUCACACUCUGAAUGGCACACACACACACACACACACAAUCUAUGUCUCUAUUGUCUGAAGGCUUAAAAGUCCUUCUUUAAUCUGUCUCCUCCCCUUCAUCUACACUGAUUGAAGUGCAUUUAACAAGUGACAUCAACAAGAGAUCAUAGCUUUCACCUUGAUGCACCUGGUCAGUCUGUCAUAGAUAGAGCAUGUGCUCUUAAUGUUGUGUAUACUCAAUGUAUGUGUGUAGGAUACAAUCCAAUGUACUGUAUUUUUUUUCAUAUGACAAAGUUAAUGUUAUGAGUAGGUCUGAAUGUUUUGUGCAAUUAUGUGACAUGCCUGGAUUUGAACCUUUUAUUUAAAGCUUUUUCAUCAAA
Molecule: messenger RNA, 8740 nt
Organism: Oncorhynchus nerka (sockeye salmon)
Lineage: Eukaryota; Metazoa; Chordata; Actinopteri; Salmoniformes; Salmonidae
Product: transcription activator BRG1
Exons: 36
Coding region: 236-5392 (1718 amino acids)
Biological process (GO): positive regulation of transcription by RNA polymerase II
Cellular component (GO): nucleus
Molecular function (GO): transcription factor binding; ATP-dependent chromatin remodeler activity; histone binding
Source: RefSeq, a predicted model, not a curated record